AUGUUAAAUUCGGUCCCACUUGAUCUAAAGCAGGAUAUACUGACUAGAUUGCCUGCCAAGUUCCGAUGCGUCCAAGAUGUGGUCUUCCAUCAUCCCAAGCCCUCAAUUCGUCCCUUCUUUCUUCUCUAUCUCCUCAACAAGACCACGUUUUGUAGUUGCUUUGACUCGAUUGAGGAGCGCCUUGUCUUCCUCUUCUCGAACGAAGAAGGCGAGUCUUCUUCUUUGGUACCAAAUUUCGACAUGGCAUUACCUUGCGUGGGAUUUAGUAGCCCCAUAGGGUCUCGUACUUCUUCUCUCCAUGGCUUUCUCGCUGUUGACGCUUCAGGUGGGUUAAUGAUAUGUAACCCUUCCGCUGAGCAAAUCGUCAACUUACCCGAUCCCGCCAGAUAUGUGGGAUACGAUGAUCAACACAAAUCACCAUCCAUGUCCUUGAGUAUUCCAUUUGGACCAGCUGAUACUCCUCGAGUGCACAAGGUGUUAACAAUUGGACAAGUUAGAGGAUGUAGACAUACUGAACCUCCCUCUACCAUCAUGCCUUAUUAUACUCCCGCACCAGUGGCAGUAAGCAUUGACGGUUUUGUCUACUAUGGUGCACAUAGCCCAAAACGACCUAUGGAUCCAGCUAUUGUGUGUUUUGAUGUCAGAUCCGAGAAGCUAAGUUAUAUCAAAGCACCUCCGGUUAUCCUGCAUGAUGGGACUGAUUCAAUAAUUAUAGAAUACAAAGGGAAGCUAGCUUCCAUUGUGCCAAACCAAACAUUAGAGGUCCCUCGUAUUCAACACCAAGAAGUUUCUUGGCCCAGCUCCCUACAAUUAAAUAUUUAA
Messenger RNA from Arabis nemorensis, 822 nucleotides. NCBI's taxonomy places the organism in Eukaryota, Viridiplantae, Streptophyta, Magnoliopsida, Brassicales, Brassicaceae. The record is from the annotation of a GenBank genome assembly.